AUGGCUCCCACACUCUCCAGCAAAAAGGCCCCAGCCGUCACCUCAGAUGCUGCUUCUGAAAUCACUCUCGUGAACCCCGGAAAAGGUUCAUCCUCCUCCGGUCCUCGAAGCUUCAAAACAGCCGUCAAAGACGAAUUCAAGAAGUUCAAGGCCGAAGUCCACAAGAGCACCACCGACCCGCAUAAGUCCUGGGAGGCUCGAUACUACGCCGCGCAUUAG
Clonostachys byssicola is the source of this 219-nucleotide messenger RNA. The record is from the annotation of a GenBank genome assembly. Lineage: Eukaryota; Fungi; Ascomycota; Sordariomycetes; Hypocreales; Bionectriaceae.